Molecule: messenger RNA, 1443 nt
Organism: Thermothelomyces thermophilus ATCC 42464
Lineage: Eukaryota; Fungi; Ascomycota; Sordariomycetes; Sordariales; Chaetomiaceae
Exons: 1
Coding region: 198-1361 (387 amino acids)
Source: RefSeq, a predicted model, not a curated record
GCCGCCCCUCUUCCACCCACUACGUUCUUGAAUUCACCGAAAGCACACAUGACGGCGGUCAUGUUGUAAUAGAUGGCCGCUGUUCCGCUCUUUCGCAACUGAUAUCAGGCCCUGUAACCCUCGGUUGGCUUGCAUGUGGGUUUAAUUAAUAAUAAGUCGAGGGAGCGGUGCGAUCUGCUGUCGCUGCCGUCGGCGAUAUGACCUCGGACGAAGAGGUCCCGCGAGCUCCGACAGCGGCUGUCAGCGGCGGCGCUUGCGGGAAAUCCCCAAAUCUUGCCGCCGAGCUGCUGACCCUCAUCAUCACUACGUCGCCAACCCCGUCGGCCCCGUCGACUGAGCUGCUGUCACAAAUUCUGGGCUCGUUCCGUGAGCACUGCCCCGAGUUGACCGACUGCCGAGUCGUUUUGGUUCUCGACACAUAUGACCACAUAAGCUCAGCCGCGCGACUGAAGAAGGGCCAUGUGACGGCUGAAGGCGCCAGGAAGUAUAUCGAAUACAAGCAGAACGCCAAGCGCCUCAUACUCCAGGAAUACGGACGGGGCGAACGGGGCUACCACGAGCAGGACUUGAUCGAAGAGCACGGCGCAGCCGAGUUUGGCUCCACCGCAUAUGCGCAGCAGACGAACGCGGUGCCACUAGCCAUCACCAAGACUGACGACGGCCGGGUCACCUUCAUUGAGCCCCUCCAGCGCUUGGGUUUCGGCCUUGCCGUGCGUUCGGCCCUGAGGCUGACCGAGACGCCCUAUGUGUGGAUUCAGCAGCACGACUGGGCCCUCGUGGCGGACAUCCCCCUCCGUCCGCUCCUCGCCGUCAUGCAAGAGCACUCGCAACCCGGCGAUGGCGACCUCGACGAUCUCGAGGCCGUCAAGGUCCCGAUCAAAUAUGUCUGCUUUCCUUCGGUUCGCAUGGUCGAGUACGCCAGGUCCGACCAUGUCAUGCAGUUUCCCGCCCUGCGCGCACUCACCAAUCUGCACAAGCAGAACUUUACAGUCAGGUCUGAGGACGGAAAGCCCGCCAAGAUUCCGCUCACGCCGCUUUUCUUCUGGCACGACAAGCCCCAUGUGGCCGAGACGGAGCACUAUCUGGCCCGGGUGUUCCCGAACCGGGCGUCAUUGCCCCGGGGUGCUUUCAUUGAGGACACCAUCGGCCACCGUGCUAGGACGGAGAUGAAGGACGGCCAGUGGAGGAAAUGGGCGUGUUGGUUAUACUACCCUGACGAAGGGAAGCAACUCUGCAUGAGGCACCUCAAGGGGAGGACGUGGCGGGGUACGGAGGGCGAGCUGGCACAGAAGUUGGAAUACAUGCGUCUGAAUCAGGGUAAUCAUCAUGAUCUGAAGACCGCUCAGCUGGCUGCAGAGUGAGUCGUCUCGGACGUACGUUGUUUUCAUUUUACACACUCCGAGUGGAAGAGCUGCCAAAGGCCACCCGUUGCGAGCGGUCAAG